This is a messenger RNA of Daphnia carinata, 2044 nucleotides long. Its product is annotated as deoxyribose-phosphate aldolase-like. Gene Ontology annotation, molecular function: deoxyribose-phosphate aldolase activity. Gene Ontology annotation, cellular component: cytoplasm. The record is from RefSeq and is a predicted model, not a curated record. The coding region runs from base 15 to 1934 and encodes 639 amino acids. Lineage: Eukaryota; Metazoa; Arthropoda; Branchiopoda; Diplostraca; Daphniidae. Gene Ontology annotation, biological process: deoxyribonucleotide catabolic process; carbohydrate catabolic process. The transcript is spliced from 6 exons.
AUCGAAACCUAAAAAUGUGCGACAAGUUUUUGAAAUAUCUCGAAAAGAAGUUUUCUUGCUUUGGCCAAACCGUAAAUGACGACGGUUCCAGUGAUGAGCACAGUGGAAGAAACUCGGAUGGAAGCUGCAAUUCUUCACACAGUGAUGACGAUUUUUACCAAGAGGACAGUUUCAAGAGCUACAGUGAAGGAGAAAACUCGGGAGAAGAUGUUGUGGAGUCCACCGGGCGGGACGGAACUCGCAGUUCGAGCUACGAAGAAUGUUCUUCGAAAACCACAGGAUCGACGCACACUAUUGAAAAUACCGAAGCACCGGGCUUAACCGAUCAUUAUAAGAAGAAAAAGUCGCCUACACAAAACACCAAAAAGCAUGUGAAAAUAAGGGUUGGAAGUAGCACUCUGAGAACGGAGCAGGAGGAUCAACAAAAAUCACCAAAUUUCGAAAAACGUCGACCAAAACAAACCAAUAAAGAACUUCCAAAAGCUUCGCCUCAGCGAAAUAGAUCGAAGCAAGAUCGAAAUUUGAAGAAGCCGCAAGCAAUGAAGGAUAAAACUGUCAAGCAAAAGAAUGACAAUCGACCAGACACAGCUAAACAAAGUGAAGAAACCAAAGAUGAAAAGGCGCCUCGUUCAAGAAAACCUUCCUUAAAGGUCAAAGAGACAGAAAAAACUGUUAAACCAAAUCAUGAGAGUAGAAAAUCUUCAUUAAAGGCCAAAAAGACAGAAAAAACAGAUAAACCAAAUCGUGAAAACAAGAAUAAAGAAAAGAUUGAAAAAGAAAAGGUGAGAAUCAAGCAACCAGAAGAAAAACGUGCAGAUGACAAAAAGGAAAAAGGAAAAAUUCCAAAAGCAGUUAGGAGAACCAACCAAAAAUCCACCCCAAAUAAUCAAGAGAAAUCUGCUUCAUCUGUAUUGCCCAAGAAAAUUUUCAGUAAGAAACCGGAAUCUGCAACUCAAAUGCACAAACCGACGAAAAGUAAUGGCAGUAAAAUUGGAACGUUUUCUAAGGAUCUUGGAUGGGUAAAUCGUUCGUGUGUCAACGACCAAGCUGUUAAAAACAGAGUCCAGGAUUUGUUGUCUAGCCGUUUGAUACAUGCAGACCACCAGGUAGAAUGGCUUGCUAGAUCGAUCCAAUGCAUUGACCUUACUACAUUAGCUGGUGAUGAUUGCCCUUCAAAUGUGGCAAGAUUAUGUUCAAAGGCAGCUCAUCCUCUGAGUGACGAUCUCACAAGAAGCCUACAAAUUAAACAUGGGCUACUGACAACUGGAGCAGUUUGUGUGUAUCCUGCCAGGGUAGCAGAUGCUUGUCUAGGACUAGAAAGAUUAGGGGCAAAUAUUCCGGUUGCCUCUGUUGCCACAGGAUUCCCUACAGGCCAAACUUCCUUGAAAAUCCGACUGGAAGAAAUUGAGUUUGCUGUGGCAAAUGGUGCUAAGGAGAUAGAUAUUGUCAUCAACCGAGAACUUGCCCUAUCCCAAAACUGGGAAGAACUGUACAAUGAACUAGUUGAGAUGAGGAAAGCAUGUGGUGAAUCUCAUAUGAAAUCUAUCUUGGCUGUUGGAGAAUUGUGUAACUUAACCAACAUCUACAAAGCUUCCCUUGUGGCCAUGAUGGCUGGUUCAGACUUUAUAAAAACUUCAACAGGGAAGGAAACUGUUAAUGCAACUCUGCCCAUCGGUCUCGUCAUGUGUCGCGCCAUCCGGGCGUAUAACCGAAAGACUGGCUUCAAAGUAGGAUUCAAACCUGCGGGUGGCAUUAGAACUUCCAAGGAUGUACUUCAAUGGAUGACGCUUAUGAAAGAAGAGCUUGGAGAUGAUUAUUUGACACCGGACUUGUUCCGUAUUGGCGCAUCGGCUCUGCUCAAUGAUAUUGAGCGCAAUCUUGCCAACCAUGCCACUGGGGGAUAUUUCAUGGCCGAAGAAAUGCCAAUGGCCUAAUAGAUCUGAUGCAGAAGCACACAUUCCCAUAUACGCUCUGUUUAAAACUCAAAUACUCUAUGUAGUUUGUUGUUGAGCUGGAGUAAUACAGCAUAAGGAAAUAGCGGGGA